AUGUUCAACCCAACACAAACAAGAGUUCGAAGAGAUGGAUUCAAGGGAUCAGGUGUUGGAAGUGUUAUUGGAGUGGAAUCAAUGUCAGCCGAUCAAAUUGGGAAACCACUUUUAUCCAAAGUCUCUUCAUUCUCAUCCUCAUCUUCUUCUGCUUCUUCUGCUUCUUCAUCCCAUUCCCCGUCUUCCUCCUCCUCCCAAAUAAUCGGAACUCAAACUGUCGGAGCAAUAAACAGUGGGCGCUGGUCGCUGCUGCGACAUGGUGACAUCCGUUGA
Caenorhabditis remanei is the source of this 273-nucleotide messenger RNA. RefSeq lists its product as uncharacterized. The record is from RefSeq and is a predicted model, not a curated record. The coding region runs from base 1 to 273 and encodes 90 amino acids. NCBI's taxonomy places the organism in Eukaryota, Metazoa, Nematoda, Chromadorea, Rhabditida, Rhabditidae. The transcript is spliced from 2 exons.